Molecule: messenger RNA, 2732 nt
Organism: Mus musculus (house mouse)
Lineage: Eukaryota; Metazoa; Chordata; Mammalia; Rodentia; Muridae
Gene: Ndufaf5
Product: NADH:ubiquinone oxidoreductase complex assembly factor 5
Exons: 11
Coding region: 67-1098 (343 amino acids)
Biological process (GO): mitochondrial respiratory chain complex I assembly
Cellular component (GO): mitochondrion; matrix side of mitochondrial inner membrane; mitochondrial inner membrane
Molecular function (GO): S-adenosylmethionine-dependent methyltransferase activity
Source: RefSeq, marked validated
AGUCGUAGUCCCGUUGGCGCAUGCGCCUAAUAGAAACCAUGCCCUGCUGUGGCGCCCGGGCUGAAGAUGCUGCGAAAGGUCGUUCUUUUGCGCCUCUGCCCACUGCUUGGCCGGCCAGCGGUCUCUGCAUCGAGCGGCAGUCGCAGGGAGGUCGCUUCUGGUGUCCCUCCUUCGGGCAGCACCUCGCCCAGAGCCCUAAACAUCUUCGACAGGGAAUUGAAGAGGAAGCAGAAGAAUUGGGCCGCCCGGCAGCCCGACCCCAUGAAAUUUGACUACCUGAAGGAGGAGGUUGGAAGUCGGAUUGCAGACCGUGUUUAUGACAUAGCCAGAGACUUUCCCCUUGCCCUGGACAUAGGAUGUGGAAGAGGCUACAUAGCACAACAUUUGGAUAAGGAGACUGUGGGAAAGAUCUUCCAAACAGACAUUGCAGAGCAUGCUUUGAAAAAUUCUUUAGAAACAGAUAUUCCUACUGUGAAUAUUUUAGCUGAUGAAGAAUUCCUUCCCUUCCAAGAAAACACGUUUGACCUGGUGGUUAGCAGCUUAAGUUUGCACUGGGUGAAUGACCUCCCGAGAGCACUUGAACAGAUUCAUUAUGUCUUAAAACCAGAUGGGGUGUUUGUUGGUGCAAUGUUUGGAGGCGACACACUCUAUGAACUCCGGUGUUCAUUACAGCUAGCAGAAACUGAAAGGGAAGGAGGCUUUUCCCCACAUAUUUCUCCUUUCACUGCUGUCAAUGACCUAGGGCAUCUGCUGGGAAGAGCUGGCUUCAACACUCUGACUGUGGAUACUGAUGAAAUUCAAGUUAACUAUCCUGGAAUGUUUGAAUUGAUGGAAGAUUUAAAAGGUAUGGGUGAGAGCAACUGUUCUUGGAACAGAAAAGCCCUGCUGCACCGAGACACAAUGCUGGCAGCUGCAGCGGUUUACAGAGAAAUGUACCGGAAUGAGGAUGGUUCCAUACCUGCCACCUUUCAGAUCUACCACAUGAUAGGAUGGAAAUACCAUGACUCUCAGGCAAGGCCAGCUGAAAGAGGUUCUGCAACCGUGUCAUUUGGAGAGCUAGCAAAACUAAAUGAUGUCAUGUCGCAUGAGAAAAAAUAAUAAAUACUUUGUUCAAUUGUUAUGUUUCCCAGAAUUUUCAUCAGAAAUAAAUAGCUUUCACAUUUAAACUAGUACAGUUUGAAGCAAGGUGCAACCGAUUGAGCUAUUUACUAGCAACCUAAUACUAACUCAUGCUUAGUAUUCCAAGUUCUCAUUUGUUUCUAUUUAUGUAAAGAUGCUGUUACAUAGUGACUGGGCAUCCUUGCAGAGUCAGCCUGAAAGCAAAGAAAAUGUGUUCCCGUGGGUGGGGUGGGGACCUAGAAACCGGUGCACAUGUGUGAGCACGUGACUUGAUGGGAACGCUUGCUCCAGCUCUGGUUCUGCACCUUUCUUCCCAUUGCUCCUUUGUUAUCGCUGUGGGAUGGUCACACCCCUGAAGACGAGAGGAAGGACAAAUUGCUGGGCUCCUGAGAGUUCCUGUGCAGUACAGUGAGAUCACUUCACAGUGCCUGCUGCAGACACUGAUGUCGGAAUUGUUUGUUGUACUUUUUGUAUUUUUGGAGUCAGAUCUCACUAUGGAGACUUGGUUGGCCUGGAACUACCAUGUAGACUAGGCUGGACUCUACUCGUAUUGACUCGUCUGCUUUAGUCCUGGGAUUACAGGCAUGCCUGUGGCCCGCCACACCUAGUAUUUGUCACGCUUCUGUCUUGUCCAGAUGACUAGAGGAUUCUAUACAGCCUCCGCAGCUACUCUGUAGCUUUGACCUUGAGACGAGCAUCUGUCUUUACCAGAUCCAUCCCUCUUUUCCUAGAUUUGUUAAUUCUGUUGUUGUGAUUUUGUUUUUAAAGUCUUAUUCUAUGUACGUGAGGAUCUUGCCGGCAUGUUUAUUUCACGUGCGUGCUUGGUGCCUGCGGAGACCAGAGAGGGCGUUUGGAUCUUGGAACAAUGCUAAGGAUGACUGGGAGCCACUUCAGGUUUGCUGGGAACGCUGCUCUAACAGUGAGCCAUCUCCAGCUCCUCCUCGCCUCGUUUACAAGCAUCCGAACUCUGUUCCUGCUUGUUCUUUUCUUUUCUUCUUUCUUUUUAACAUCUAGGGUCUGGGUUGCCUACACUACUUAAGAGAAGAAACCAUUUUAAAGAAUCAGAGGUAAAAUCUCACGUAGACACCAUUGCCCAGUGAUUAACAAGCUGUUUACACUCAGGCUUUCCUUGGUUAACUUUAGACCUAUUGCACUAUUAUCCUAAAUCCAGGUUCACUGUCUUGACAUCUCAGGGUCAGAAGAUUUGGAGGCAGUGAAAAGCUUGCCCUGGGCUUUGCCUUGGGACAUGUGGUCUCUAACCACUGCUCCUGUUUGGGUGUUUGUGGACCGUAGGAGUUGAGGCCAGGAUGGAGGAAGUUGCCACUAGGGGCAAGCCUUGAUGUUUGCUGGAUGUCCUGACUCUGGUCGCUUUGCUUCUUGAUUUGCUCAAAUAAGAGCAAGUGUACUCUGCUGACGCCCACAGAGCUGUCCUUGCUGCCUUGCCUGUCCUGUCCUCAUGGCCAGUCCAAAACAGUCUUCCCUUAUCUCUUCUUCUCAGGUAUUUAACCAUAGUGCCAGGCAAAGCAACGAAUGCAGUAGCAAAACUCACUACGUUGUCCUAUCGAGAAUUUUUGCAAAAUUUGUUAAAUUAUUAAAUGGCAUAUGGAAAACAA